Phycomyces blakesleeanus NRRL 1555(-) is the source of this 1542-nucleotide messenger RNA. RefSeq lists its product as hypothetical. Bases 1 to 1542 code for a protein of 513 amino acids. The transcript has 6 exons. NCBI's taxonomy places the organism in Eukaryota, Fungi, Mucoromycota, Mucoromycetes, Mucorales, Phycomycetaceae. The record is from RefSeq and is a predicted model, not a curated record.
AUGAACGAAGCUACCCCAUUCCGAGUCCUUACUGUCAAGGCAUCAAUAAAGGCAACGGGGUGGAACCCUGAACUCCUUAGACCUCUACAAGUCCUUGUCGCUAAAUUACACACAAUUGUCACCCACACCUUCGCACUAAGCAAGCACAUUUUCCUUGCCGAGCUGGCACUUGACCCAUUCUUUGACCUCAAUGGACAGAUUAAUCAGCCCUUUUUUGUCGAGGUGUUUCUUUCUUUAAUCGACCGGAACACCGACUCCUCCCGAAUAACAGAAAUAACAAGGCUGAACUGUGAGCUCAUUUCCCGCCACAUCAACACCUAUAUUCAUAACAUCUCCUACGCCCGCAUCUCCCUCCUAAACGCCCACCAAAUUGCUAUGUACGAGGCCACAAAGAUCCACACCACCUACAUAGUCAAUAUCAAGCUGAGGUUUGGUCAGCAUCUCUGCCGAGUGAUCAAUAUAUUGCUCGAUAUAAAAAAUAGACAGCGAGAGCUUACCCAACAACUGCGUAGCCAAAGAGCAACCGAGGAGCGAAUCAAAAGAAUGCUGACAGAGCAUAUAUUCGAACCCGCUAGGAUUUUCAAAGAAGGAGUGUCAACUCACCGACUUGAAGAUGUAUUCAUUGAUUUCCGUGAUCAGCAGAAUGGCGUGAUAAAGUUCAGAGGAACAAUCCAGACCGAUGGUGUUGGUAUUUCCAUUAUCAAACAGAACAAAGACACCCCCAAAGGACCAAAUCCCAGAAGGGCCACCACAAUCAACCCUGAAAACUUCCCUUACAUUCAUGACUUGCCCCCAGAACAGCAUAAAAGAAUCCGCGGGCGUUGUGUCCUUAUCAAUCAUGGAAGAAGAGACCUUCUAUACUGCAUGAGGAGUCUACGCAUCAGACUCAAAAGAACCAAGUUUCGUCGUAUUCUUCAGGAUACCAAAGCUCAAACCCCCAAUGUUAUUGCUGUAGAACAUGAAAUUUCCCAAACGUCGGGACGAUCCAAUAACAUCACAGACUUUGCCUUUCAUACUUCAAUCAAAGCAGCCAACUCCUCUAUCAUCUCUUCUUUUUAUACUAACACCGUAAGUUGUAUCAGCCAGAAACCUUUGUUCUGCAAGCUUCGUCUCUCCUCAUACAUCAACCGACGUAAAGCCAACGAACGUCUAGUCAAAUAUAUUCGUGCUAAGUUUGGCCAAGAUUGUGUCUUGGUUAUGGGAAACUGGUCUGCCCCUCACAAUAGAUACCACGAACCUAUCAAGGUCCUUUUUAGAUGUACCAAUCUAAAUUGUUUGGAGAACAUGGACGGGUCAGAGGUUAUGCAUCGUUUGUGUAAUUGGGAUGUUGCUGCUGUCCUGAACUUCCGACAUAUACUUAACAAUCUGAGAUAUGAUGGGACUAUAUCUGUAAGGUUCAUCUGUGUUAUUCAGAUUACUCCCGAAUCCCGCCCUACCCCCAUUGUCUUCUUCUCUAAAGUAUCCUGGGAAUAUCUAGUAGGCACUACUGUCGGCUCUUCUAGUUCUUCUAGCUCUUAUUUCUAUUUUGGCGUCUAUACAUAA